Molecule: messenger RNA, 1242 nt
Organism: Penicillium oxalicum
Lineage: Eukaryota; Fungi; Ascomycota; Eurotiomycetes; Eurotiales; Aspergillaceae
Product: caspase family protein
Exons: 4
Coding region: 1-1242 (413 amino acids)
Biological process (GO): proteolysis
Molecular function (GO): cysteine-type endopeptidase activity
Source: RefSeq, a predicted model, not a curated record
AUGGUGGCUACCCUGGUCAGUCCUAUCACCACCAGCAGCCACCACCGCAGCAACAAAAUCCAUAUGGAUACAGCCAUUCACCGCAGCCGCCUCAAUCCUAUGGCCAUCAGGUGUGUUUCCCACGGCCAUACUGCUGCAAAAUUCCAACAGAACUCACUGACAUUGCGUAUUAAUAUUCAGCAGGGACCUCCAGCUGGGUACCAGCAACCGCCGCCCGGUCCGCCCAUGCACGGUCGACAGCCAGGAAGUUUUGGCCCAUCGUCAGGUGGUCCACCUCCCCCGCCCACUGCGCCCGUCGCGUUCGGUCACGGUGCCCCUCAGGGAUACAGCUUCCAGUACUCGCGCUGCACUGGAAAAAGAAAAGCGCUGCUCAUUGGAAUCAACUAUUUUGGUCAGAAGGGACAACUCCGCGGAUGCAUCAACGACGUCAAGAACAUGUCGUCUUACCUGAACCAGAACUUUGGCUAUGCCCGUGAAGACAUGGUUCUUCUCACCGAUGAUCAACAGAAUCCUAUGAGCCAGCCCACCAAGGCGAAUAUCUUGCGCGCAAUGCACUGGCUAGUCAAGGAUGCACAGCCUAAUGACUCCCUUUUCUUCCAUUAUUCGGGACAUGGCGGUCAAACGCCAGAUCUCGACGGCGACGAAGAAGACGGAUACGACGAAGUCAUUUACCCCGUGGAUUUCCGAGUCGCAGGCCACAUUGUCGACGAUGAGAUGCAUCGGAUUAUGGUCAAGUCGCUUCGACCUGGCGUGCGACUGACGGCGAUUUUCGAUUCUUGCCACUCAGGCUCUGCACUGGAUCUGCCCUACAUUUACUCCACUUCCGGCAUUCUCAAAGAGCCCAACCUGGCCAAGGAAGCGGGGCAGGGUCUUCUGGGUGUUGUGUCGGCAUACGCGCGCGGUGACAUGGGUAGCAUGAUGUCCACUGCCAUGGGCUUCAUCAAGAAAGCCACCAAAGGCGAUGAAGUGUAUGAACGCAACAAGCAGACCAAGACGAGCCCUGCGGAUGUGAUCAUGUGGUCUGGCAGUAAAGAUGAUCAGACGAGUCAGGAUGCUCAGAUUGCAGGCCAGGCUACAGGUGCUAUGUCGUGGGCUUUCAUUGCCGCCUUGCGCAAAAACCCACAACAGAGCUAUGUGCAGCUGCUCAACAGCAUUCGUGAGGAGCUUGCAAGCAAAUACACCCAGAAGCCGCAGCUGAGUUGCAGCCAUCCCCUUGACACGAACCUUCUUUACGUGAUGUAA